AUGGGUUUGGGCAACGAAUCCUUUUGUGUACUAGCCCGGGGAGAAAAAUGGAUUAGAGAUGUCUGCAUAGCAGCGGCGUUGAUCUUACCGGCCGUGGCUGCGGUUCAUGGCAUCGUCCUCGCCGUGCUGCACGUGGAUGACGCCACCGAUAUGGAUAUCUAUGGAGCACUUCAGUUUUGCUCUAUAGGCAUUCUGGCAGUUCCAUUGACGGUCAAGAAGUCCGAGACCUACUUCCACGAAAAGGGACGCAACACCGUCUUCGUGUGGACGAGUCUACUACUGGCAGGUCUCGUGAGCUUGGCCGUCGAAUUCUACCGAUCCAAUUCCAUUCCCUGCUAUCAGGACGAUAACGGCAGACCAAUAUCGCCGAACCCAAGAGAGUUUCCUUACGGAGAUAGUCCAUUAUGCGGCCUUACCUGUUCCCAGACGGCUGGUCCUUUCUCACGCCUGAGGCAAAAGGCUGCCAGCGAAAUAUUCGUGGUUCCAAGACCGAAUGAGCUCCGCUUCGGCAACGCCAUGUUCCUUGCGGUGGCAUGCUGCGUUCCAGCCAUCAUCUCCCUCAUCUCCAUGAGGAACAAAAUCGUCAUCACCGAUUGGAUCAAGAAGCAAAACGGGCCACAGAAGGAGAAGGAGAAGGAAAUCGAGGAGUCAAAGGAUCUACACAGAACCUUUAGCGGGUUCCUAAAUCUGAUUGAGGUCUUCGUUUUUGGUGGCGCAGCAUUGGCCAUCCUCAUCCUUGGAGAGAUCAACCUUUGGAGCCCACAGAUGGAUUAUCAUACAGAACCAUUUGGAAGUGUUGGCCAGUGGGGCACCAUUGUCGCAACAGGGCUGGCAGUCAUAGGAUCGUUCCUGGUUUACCUGCUAGACGGGAUGAAGGAACCUCCAAAAGACCCUCUUCACAUCUGUGGCUGUGAGCACUGUCGUUUAAUCCAUGAUCGGUCGCAAGAAGUCGACUCGGAGUCUUUUCGAGAAAGCUCAGACGGGCAUGCUGACCACGUUGAGAAUGGCUUCCCCCCGCUCACUGGCAUAUCCACACGUGGGACUGAGGGGACGAAGAAAGGUACAGGGCACAGACGGAAGGUCUCCGCCGGCCUGAUCAAAGUCGGCAAAUGGUUUGGGAGCACCACCGAAGACCCUUUCGGAGCCCCGGAUUACAGAGGGAGUCAGUAUCCCGAGACCCCGGGUGAGCGCUUGCGCAAUUCCAAUCUGAGGGACACGGUCGAGCAGUACAGCACAUAUCGAGAACAUGAGCCGCAGGAGCCAGUGUCGCCGGGACACCACUCAGGAAGUGAAUAUGGGUCCAUGACCCCGAGGCCGGUAUCACCCGCAUCGCAAGAGUCGCCAUUGUCGCCUCCAUCACCGAGCAGGGCUAGGCCGAGAAAUAAUUCAGAACCGGUAUACUCUCGAUCGUCAUCGCAGCGGCGACCGGGAUCUCCUUCUUCACCGGUGGGUUCGCCCGAAGGUCAGCAAACUCGACGUCGGCAGACUCUUGAGGUCCCCGGGUCGAGAUUCCCGCUCAAAGCUCAGCGUCGUUUGUGA
Molecule: messenger RNA, 1539 nt
Organism: Colletotrichum orchidophilum
Lineage: Eukaryota; Fungi; Ascomycota; Sordariomycetes; Glomerellales; Glomerellaceae
Exons: 5
Coding region: 1-1539 (512 amino acids)
Source: RefSeq, a predicted model, not a curated record